AUGACGUCCGCUCCGACGCCAGAAAUGACGCCCGCCGAGGCCGAGUCGGUCUACUUCAACAACUACCCCCCGCCCAAAGCCCUCCCGAAGCAUGAAGCCCUCGCUCGAGCCUUUGUCGAUUACCACGCCCAAGCGAACCGACGCCUUGUCCUGGUGACAUCGGGGGGCACCACAGUUCCUCUUGAGAACCAGACUGUUCGCUUCAUUGACAACUUCAGCGCGGGCACGCGAGGUGCUGUGUCGGCAGAAUACUUUCUCCAGGAGGGAUAUGCAGUAAUUUUCCUACAUCGGCAGUUCAGUCUGUUGCCAUACUCGCGGCAUUACAGCCACUCGACCAAUUGCUUUCUGGAUUUCAUGGAUGAGGAGGAACCGGUGCCUGAUGCCACAGAAACCAACGAGUCGGAUCACCGACCGAUCAAGGUGCGCAGUGAGUACCAGGACCAGAUGCGCGAUGUCUUGCGAAAGUAUCGUUAUGCGAAGCGGAACAACCUCCUGCUCCUACUUCCGUUCACCACCGUCUCGGAGUACCUCUUCGAACUACGGUCGCUGGCUCAGCUCAUGAAGCCAUUGGGUCCCAACGCCCUGUUCUACCUGGCCGCUGCCGUCAGCGAUUUCUUUAUCCCCAGCGACCGCAUGUCUGAGCACAAGAUCCAGUCGUCGGAGCUGCCGGACCACUUGACCAAGGACCAGGCAGUUGGCUCGUCGGACAUUUACACGGGCGGGAUUGAGCCGCAACCGUCGUCUCAUAGUAAGAAAUUGAUCAUUGAUCUGGACCCUGUUCCGAAGUUCUUACAUCGGUUGGUGAAUGGGUGGGCGCCGGAUGGCAGUAUGAUCGUGUCGUUCAAACUUGAAACGGACCCCAACCUGCUCGUAUACAAGGCGCAGACGGCACUCCAGCGGUAUGCGCACCACCUGGUGAUUGGUAACCUGUUGACCACACGCAAAUGGGAGGUGGUGUUCGUGACCCCGGACCCCCCGCACGAGCGCUGGAUCCGGGUGCCGAAGUCGCGGCGCAGCAAGAGCAUUUCUGGCAGUGAGGCGCAGGUUGGUUUGGCCGAAGCCAAGCGGGCGGGCGAAUCCACCCAGGCAGAAACCGGUGGGGGCGGGCAGAGUCAGAGACCGUUGGAAGACGAGGCCAUCAUCUCGGCUGAGGGAGUGGAGAUUGAAAGUUUGAUCAUCCCUGAGUUGGUCAAGUUGCAUUCGACCAAAAUUGCUCAACACAAUGCGAAGUCCUAG
Aspergillus luchuensis is the source of this 1236-nucleotide messenger RNA. RefSeq names its product phosphopantothenate--cysteine ligase CAB2. The transcript has 2 exons. Gene Ontology annotation, molecular function: phosphopantothenate--cysteine ligase activity. The record is from RefSeq and is a predicted model, not a curated record. The coding region runs from base 1 to 1236 and encodes 411 amino acids. Gene Ontology annotation, cellular component: nucleus; cytoplasm. Gene Ontology annotation, biological process: coenzyme A biosynthetic process. NCBI's taxonomy places the organism in Eukaryota, Fungi, Ascomycota, Eurotiomycetes, Eurotiales, Aspergillaceae.